Molecule: messenger RNA, 2898 nt
Organism: Dicentrarchus labrax (European seabass)
Lineage: Eukaryota; Metazoa; Chordata; Actinopteri; Moronidae
Gene: ccdc22
Product: coiled-coil domain containing 22
Exons: 16
Coding region: 390-2291 (633 amino acids)
Biological process (GO): positive regulation of ubiquitin-dependent protein catabolic process
Molecular function (GO): cullin family protein binding
Source: RefSeq, a predicted model, not a curated record
AUUACUUCCUUUCCACACUAAACAAGACAGCAAAUGUCAGAUUUGUUACGUUUGUAGCAGAUAGUACCGGUCCAGUUCAAUUAGUAAGGAAUGCAAAACAAAUAUGUCUUUAUAUCAAGAGCGCAUUUGUAGCGAAACGCUUUAAAUGCAAUGAAGAAUACAAUGGAUUUUGUCUGCCUUGCUAAUGAAGUAGCUGUUAGUAGCUAGUUUCUAAGUUAGCUAACAGAAGAUGGUAGCUAACCUUAGUUCUAUUGCCUGCUUUCAUCCGAGGGAAACUCACACUAAUAUUAGCUAACUGGAUGUUAUGAAUUAACCGCUAGCAUCAGGUGCUCUUUUAACGUCUCUCCUGUCUGUUAGGUAGUAGCUACAUCUUAAUAAAAACUUCAGUGAUGGAAGAAGUUGACAAAAUUUUGAUUCACGCCCUCAAACAAGUCGGCAUGGAGGCGAGCGAGGAGAUUGACAGCAUCAAACUGUUCAGCAGUGAGCUUAUAGUGGAGGCGGUGGUCAGAUGUAUCCGGGUGAUCGAUCCAGGCCUGGGCAAUGCGCUGCCCACCUCCCUUCCUCCAGGCAUGUCCGCCCGCUUUAGAGUGGGCAUGAGUCUGGCACAGUCCUGUCAGGACAUUGGUUAUAAAGGAGAGAUAGGCUACCAGACGUUUUUGUACAGCAACGAGCCAGAGAUUCGCUCCCUGCUCAUGUUCCUGGUGGAGAAGCUGCCCAGAGAGAGUGCGCAGUCCUCAGACCAACCAACAGGUAAAUCGGUGGUCCUCCAGAGAGCCAUCGCUGCUGCAAUUAAAGCCCAGCUGGCUGUGCCCUGGCUGCCUUCAAACUGCAGACUGCCAAUGCACUGUGAAACACAAAGUCCAGGAGCAUUUCACAGCUUCCAUGUCCAGCCUCUCAGUUUACCACACUGCACAAAAGGUCUGGGACAGAAGCAGCUGAAAGAGGUAAAGGACUUCCAGUGGGACAUUCUUCCCCCUGUGACUGCCCAGCCUGCCCAUCAUGCCUCAGUUGUGGCAUCCAUAUUGGAGCAGCACACAGCUGAGCUGAGCGCUGCUCAGGAGUGGGACAUAGAGUGGAACAGUCAAGGACUCCUGUCUCGCCUCACACCACAGGAGUAUCGCUCCAGGAAACUGAACCGGCUGCGUAAACGCAUCGAGGAGCAGCUGCGCUCUGCUGCACUGCCCUUUCCUGAAAGUGCCUUGGGUGGUCCAUGCUCCACCUCUGACUUGUCUGAGCUACUGCAGAACUUCAGAGGCUCUGCCCCCUCUGACCACGUCCUGACAAAGGGGACCCACUUCACCCACACCCAGAAGUUUACCUUCGCUCAGGAGGCGGCUGCAGUAACCAGCUCCAUCCCCACUGGGCAUCAGUCAGAAACUGAUAUCCAGCUCCAUCAGCAGGAGGAGCUGACUUCACUCCAGCAGCAAUUGCAGCAGCUCUGCAGUGAUGUUGACCAGCUAGCUGCAGACAUGAAGCACAUGAGUGUCACUAAUACACAGGUUUUGGAUGAGCUGAAGCAUAGGGAGCAGAGAAACUCUGAAAAAGAGGAGAAGAUGCAGGUGAAAAAGAAAACAAUCGACCUUUUGCCAGAUUCAGACAACAACCUGCUAAAGCUUCAGGCUCUGGUGGAGGCCAGUGCCAAGCGGGUGGUGAACCUGGCCUCUCAGUGGGAAAAACACCGUGCUCCACUCAUUGACGAGCUCCGAAGACUCAAAGAAAUCUGCAGCAACCAAGAUCUGGAGUCAUCCAGAAAGCUGUCUGAAAUCAAGUCUUUGCAUGACAGAAUCCGUGUGUCUACAGAUGAGGCCAAGAAGAAGGAAGAAAUAUACAAACAACUGGUAACAGAGUUAGAGAAUCUUCCCCAGGAUGUGUCACGGUCAGCAUACACUCAGAGGAUUCUAGAGAUUGUCAGCAACAUCAAGAAACAGAAGGAAGAAAUUACAAAGAUAUUGUCAGACACUAAGGAGCUCCAGAAAGAGAUCAACAACCUAACAGGAAAACUGGACAGGACCUUUGCUGUGACUGAUGAGCUGGUCUUUAAGGAUGCCAAAAAAGAUGAAUCCGUUCGCAAAUCCUACAAGUACCUGGCUGCCCUGCAUGAAAACUGUAAUCAGUUGAUCCAAACCAUUGAGGACACCGGUACAAUCUUGAGAGAGAUUCGAGAUUUAGAAGAACAGAUUGAGACAGAAAAUGGUAACAAAACUGUGGCUAACCUGGAGAGGAUUCUGGAUGACUACAAGGCUAUUCGACAGGAGAACUCUGCACUUGCUGCCAAAGUCAGAGAAGGCUGAAGGGGAAGCCCCGGCUUGCUCCGCUGUGCCUGCUGAGGCUGAAGUUGUUAAAAACCUGGAGCCAUAGAUGGACUUGAAUGGCACUUAAACAGCGCUGCAGUUUUCACACUGAAGACAUUAUCAGCACACUCUGUUGCCAUACAAGAUUGCUUUUCUUUGGAAAGGCAAGCAGAUAUUGGUACCAUGGAACACUUUUUAAUCGAAAACCUGUGGAUGGAUGAAGAUGUCAAUUAUUUUUUCAUUUCAAACUGAUUUCUAUAGCUGGACGUGCUCUUUGAGGGUCCAUGCACUGGUUUGAUCACUCUGUACCCAAAUGAAACAUCACACUGGACAGCAGAGGGUGCUGUCAGAUCUUUUCUCUUCGAAUGUAAACUGCUUCGUAAUUAAAUGUUUUGGUAAGAUAUCUUGAUUAAAAUCAAAUCUUUGACUUGGAAUUUUUAAUACAUGAAUUAUUCAACCAUUUUCAGACAGUAGCAGUUCCUUCGUUGUCAUGAUAUUUGAACUGAAUAUGUUGAGUAAAUGGCAUUGAAUGUUGUCCAGCUCCAUCAGCAAGGUAUUCUUGUAUAUAUGAUACCAGCUUAAAUAAAGAUGUCUUACUUAAAGAGCA